This is a messenger RNA of Telopea speciosissima, 1641 nucleotides long. RefSeq names its product probable WRKY transcription factor 47. The transcript is spliced from 6 exons. Gene Ontology annotation, biological process: regulation of DNA-templated transcription. Gene Ontology annotation, molecular function: DNA-binding transcription factor activity; sequence-specific DNA binding. The record is from RefSeq and is a predicted model, not a curated record. Lineage: Eukaryota; Viridiplantae; Streptophyta; Magnoliopsida; Proteales; Proteaceae. The coding region runs from base 34 to 1641 and encodes 535 amino acids.
UCAGUAGAUGCUGGAAGGCACACCAUACAAGAGAUGGAUUUCUUCUCUGAUAAGCGUCAUCUGAGGAUAGAUGUCUCCGGAUCCAGUAAUAGUCGGUCUUCCCAUGACAAUAAAGGCAACAAAGAAGGAUCCACAACUAAUACUCGGGUCGUGAACACUGGAUUGAAUCUUCUCACUCUCAAUUCUGAUAUAGAAGAACCAUCAUCAAUAAAUAUGGAAACCAAGUCUUCAUCCAAAAUGAACAUUCUUCAAGUGGAAUUGGAACGACUCAAGGACGAGAAUGGGAAACUAAGAAUCAUGCUGGAUCAAAUAUCCAAAAAUUAUACUACCCUUCAUACUCAAUUACUUCUAGCAAUGCACAAACAGGAGAAUCAUCGACUUGAACAGAAGGAGGAACGAAAUGGUGGAGCUAGUACAUCGACAACAACAUUAUCAGCCCAACAGUUGAUGGAACCUGGUCCUUCUGGUGCACUAGACAUUGAUCACGACGAGCCUUCUGAUCAGUCAAACAACAAUAUUGAAAACUGUGAUGAGACAACCCAAGAGCAGUCAGUUUCAUUGACUAACAACAUUGAUCCUUCAGUGGUCAUAUCCAAUCAGGACCACCACCAAGAUCAUCAUCAUCAUCAUGAAAUGGAUCUCAUUUCUAAGAAGCGAUCUUUUGUUGAAAUGGCUGAACCGGAUCAUGCAUCAACCACUACUACUAGUUCAUCAGGUGGACUCCCUAAGAGCCCUAAAUUGGCACCGGUGAAUAAGGGAGUAGUAGUGGAUCAUCAAGUCCCUGCAGAUCAGUCCCCUUGUCGAAAGGCAAGAGUUUCUGUACGGGCACGCUCUGAUGCCCCCUUGAUAAGCGAUGGAUGUCAAUGGCGAAAAUAUGGUCAAAAGAUGGCAAAGGGUAACCCCUGUCCUCGUGCUUACUACCGUUGUACCAUGGCCAUUGCAUGCCCAGUUCGUAAGCAGGUGCAAAGAUGUGCAGAGGACAAGAGCAUUCUGAUAACAACAUAUGAAGGAAACCAUAACCAUCCACUUCCACCGGCAGCCACAGCGAUGGCCAACACCACAUCCGCAGCAGCAACGAUGCUCCUCUCUGGCUCCUCCACUAGCAAGGAAUCAUCAUCAUCAUCAUCUCUCACAAAUAUUGCUUCAGGUUUCUACUCACCUUUGCCUUAUCCAACCACCAUGGCAACCCUGUCUGCCUCUGCACCUUUCCCCACCAUUACCCUAGACUUAACCCAUCCCCCAAUUAAUAAUCACAAUUUCUCACACCAUGGCCACCCAUUCCAACGACCACCAUCACCUUUCCCUCUACCUCUGCAUGGGCAUGGGCAUGGGUUCCCCCAACUCCUAGCAGGUCAACCCACUUUCAUGUCUCCUAAGUUGCCUGUGAAUAUAAUGCAACCACCAUCGUCUUUGCAAUUGGGGGGGCAGCAGCGAAACCCUUCCAUGGUGGAGACAGUCACCGCAGCUAUAGCCACCGACCCUAAUUUCACAGCAGCGCUAGCCGCAGCAAUCUCGUCGAUCAUUGGUGCACCUCGGAGCAAUGACGGUAGUAAGAACAACAACAUGGGUGGCGGUAGCGGUAGUAACAAUAGUAGCUCACCCCAACUUCCUCGGUCUUGCACCACUUUCUCUACCACAUAA